AUGCCGCGCAGCCGUGUGUUGUCUUUCAUGUCGCAAUGGGGAAGUGACAAGAGCGACAAAGGCGGACUACGCACGACCGGUACGAUGAACGACGCAGAGCAAUCCAAACUGCGGAAGACGCCUUCCCCCAACCCCGAGAACCUACCUCCGAAGCAACGACCGCUGAACAUCGACACCGCGAGCCCAGUCGCCGCCCAGCUGAGAUCGGACACGUUUGCACAGCGCUCCCCCCGCUCCCCAACCACACCAUCGAGAUCAAGAGGCGACUCCCGGGUGAGCACGCGGCCGAACAGCAUGAUACAGACCUUCCAGCCGCCACAGAUGGAAGUUGCAGCAGACACCCCACCUGAGCUGCAGCCAAUCUUCAGCUAUUUGAACAGUCACGGCAACAAAUUAUACCAAGAAGGCUACUUUUUGAAGCUACAUGAUCUCGACUCCCGGGGCCGUCCGAGCCCGUCUAGGGUAUGGAACGAAUGCUUCGCCCAGCUUGCAGGUACUGUGUUAUCAUUGUGGGACGCGGCUGCCCUGGACGCUGCCGGGGAAGACGGUCAGGUCGUGCCAACCUUCAUUAACCUCAGCGAUGCGUCCAUUAAGAUGAUCGAAUCGCUACCCAUGAACGGAGCCCAAGGUGGCACCCUGCAGAACGUGCUGAGCAUUUCCACUGCGGCCAACAACCGAUACCUGCUCCACUUCAACACGCUGAACUCGCUUACGCAGUGGACAGCCGGCAUCCGGCUGGCCAUGUUCGAGCUGGCCACACUCCAGGAAGCGUACACCGGCUCUCUCAUUGCGGGCAAGGGCCGCUAUCUCAACAACAUCAAGCAGAUUAUGGAUCGUUCCAAGUUUGUUCAUGAUGAUUGGGCACGAGUGAGAUUCGGCGCUGGGACGGUGUGGAAACGCUGCUGGUGCGUCAUCAACCCUCCGGACGAGAAGGAGUUUGCCAAAGCACAAAAGAUGUUGAAGAAGGGCUCUGCGUAUAGCCGUGCAGAGUUUCCCAAGGGCAACAUYAAAUUCUACGAUACUCGUAAAGUGACGAAGAAGACAAGGCCAAUCGCGACCAUCAAGGACGCAUACGCGGCCUAUGCCAUCUACCCGCAGUCGAAGCCUUUGAUUGAUCAGUCGACUUUGGUGAAGCUAGAGGGUUUGGUCACAAUACACACCGGGCAGGAAACCACCACAGAAGGCUUCGUUUUCGUCAUGCCCGAAGCGCACGCUGCUGUCAGCGGAUUUGAGAUGAUGCUGAGGUGGCUGUUCCCGGUCUACGACACAUUCGGCCUAUACGGAAGACCCGCCCGACUGAUUGCGGACACGCUUGAUCAGCGUGGACUGAUGUUUGCCAUGCCUAAAGACAGACGUUAUGGAUAUCUGGACACUCUUGAUGUUUCCGGAUUGAUACACACCGAAGGGAGCCAGAAUUGGAGCGAGAGGCAAUGGCGCAAGGAAAUGAAGAAGCUCACGUCGACCAGAUUGGCAGCGCACAUGGAGGGAUCCCCACGCAGUAGCCGUCAAAUUGGWUCACGCCGCACGAGUCGUAACUCKCUGCCACCGGUGCGAGGGCCACUGCAGUUCCAGUCUCAGCAGCUACCCAUUCACUCGACGCCGGCAUCUCGCAGCGGAUCCCCAGGACCACCUUCUACGGCCUACGGACCGCCGAGACGCACUGAUUCCGCACCUCCGUCUGCGCUGCCAAUGACUUCGCACAAACGUGCUGUUUCGGACGUGCACGGCUAUCGCAAGCACAUGAGUGAGGAGAACUCGUCGCGAUUGUCGGAAGAUAUGGGCAGGAGAAAUGAUGAUCCUCCAUCGCCACCAAUGCACGGCGGUGCAUUCUCUGCUGGUCGCUCUCCGCCGGCGGACUUGCGCGAACGUGCCAUGUCGAACGAUCGCAAUGGCACUGCAUCUCCAUACGAGCAAGCCGCAGCAAUAGGGGGCGUACAGCCAGCCUUUCCACCACCAGCGCCCGUUCUUUCCCCACCUGCUUUCACCCACAGCCCGAGCAGCCGUCCACACAACCAGCCCUAUCAAGCUCCAGAGCUUCGUCGUGCACACUCGAACGUCGACGCGGAAACACUUCAUCAAAUGCAUGAGGCUGCGCGACCAAAAGACGAUGAGAAUAGCGAUAACAAUUCCGAACAAUCUCCACACGAUGCCCCAUCCUACCAUCAACAGAUGCUGCAGGUCGCCAGGUCCCAGGGUGUGGUCCAUUAUGGAAAUGAGAAUGGACAGCGGGAUGCUAGACAGCGGCUUAGCACCAUUCCUGCCUCACCAGAGGUUUCCCACCGCGAUGCCUACUUCAACGCAAGCUCCAUGGACGGUGUUGUGGACAAUGGUAGCCGACCACAGGCCGCCGAGCAACCAGAGAUUGUGUCAGUACAAUCAAACCCCUCCAUCAGCAGAAAGCCAGUGCCCAAGCUGGCACCGCAAGGAGCAGACGAGGCUGCCUCCCAAACAUCUCAGGUUCGUCACUCGGAGCCCAUUGCAAGCUCGUCACCUUCGCCAGACGAUGGCUUUUACUUUGACGGCGUAAUUGACGAUGAGGCCCUAGCACGUAUAUUAGAAAACGACAGUCGCACCAGCACAAUAGCAUCGUCAGUCACCCCCGACUAUGCCAGCAGCGUGAGCACUUCGGAUCAUGAGUCGAAGAAGCAAACGACAGGCGAGAAACCGCGAGCAGGCAAAUUGAAGACUGUUGGCGAUCCUGACAUGCCGGCUGUGUACUCUCGAUCUGGUGGUGCUGGCAAAUUCGAUACCUAUAACAAGGAACUCGACGAACAGAAUGCUGAAAUACCCACUGUAGACUUUGGCCCCACUUAUGCAUACAAGCCGACCAGCCGUCCGGGCACCAGCGGCACCCUUACCCAAGGCGAUAUGGAUAAGCGGCGAUCGAGACGAAUGUCUUCGGGAGAUCGGCUCAGAGCCAGUUCCAAGGACAGGCUUAGUGGGUAUUUUGGAGCACCCGCUGCAAGCCCAGUCGAGACCCAUCGCCCGUCAUAUUUUGGUGGUCGUUCAACACCUACCGGCAUUGACGCUGCAAACAUUCCUGAUCAUCCGAAUAUCGUAGCAUGGAGUCCUGGUGCUACCACCCCGGGCGAUGCUACUCGCCAAUCAUUGUCUCCAGAGCGGUGGGUGCAGUGGCGGGCUUCGGUUGCAUCGCAACCACAGCAGGCCCCGAUACGCAAACUUUCGACUCCGGUCUUUGCGCAUCAACGCCAAAGUUCCUCCCCGAUCCUGAGCAGAUCGCGCCAAUCCAUGAACCAGACUCCACCGCCAUUCUCUAGAAGCCCAUCUGGUGAUUGGACUCAACAGGGACGGCUCCGCACCCCACCAAGCCGACCCAACUCGAGAGGGGCGGGGAUAUAUCUGGCUCAGGGCAAUAGCCAUUCCAUGGCAAACCUGUCAACCUCGGCAUUGACUGCAAAAGAGCAGAUGCUCGUUGCGCGUUCGACAGGCACUCCGCUMAUCAACAUGGCGUCUAGUCCAAAGGGAACCCAGGAGCAGCGAUCAGGCUUGAUCGGAGCUUUGGAGAACCGCGAGCGCGAAAAGGCUGCCAUGAGUCAGGGCCUUCGAAGUGGAGCGGUACAGCAGGCGAUAUACUCAAGACAACAGCAAGCCCAGAUGGAAGCCCACGCUCAAGCUCAGUCGGAAUAUCAGAUGCAGUUGCGGUACUCACAGCGUCUACAGGCGGAACAGUUUGAGCAAAUGGCUUAUCAGCAGUCCUUACUUGCUCAGCAGCAACAUGCUCAGAUGCAGUACCACCAACAGCUGCAGAGUCGUGCGUCGUGGUAUGGGCCUCUACAGACUCAGCAAGGCUACAGUGUGCCACCUUCGACGAGUUCACAUCUGGCGGCCCAGGGUAGCGGGUAUGGUGUUCAAUUCAAUCCACAGCAACAGCAGCAGGGCGGCAAWCGAAGUCCCUACGUCUCGCAACCAGGAGGGCAACCAAGGCGGUAA
Messenger RNA from Ramularia collo-cygni, 3951 nucleotides. RefSeq lists its product as uncharacterized. Bases 1 to 3951 code for a protein of 1316 amino acids. Lineage: Eukaryota; Fungi; Ascomycota; Dothideomycetes; Mycosphaerellales; Mycosphaerellaceae. The record is from RefSeq and is a predicted model, not a curated record. The transcript has 3 exons.